AUGAAUAUCCUAGAAAAAGCCGAAAAAUCCUUAGAAUUCCUCAAAAGCAACGAAGGAAAUGCAAAGAGACACGAGCUUCAAGCCGCUGCUGGGACGCUCGGCCGUUGCCUAGGAGCUCUAGGAAGCCGCGCUAACUGUGCACGGCAUUAUGCUAAUUUGUUACAUUCGGCUGUGCCAGUUUUACUAUCUUUGGCUAGCAAUGACAGUGCUGAAGUUCGCCUGGUAGGUGAUGAAGCGCUAAACCGUGCAGUAGCUGGUGGUUUUGCAUUCCACUCCUACAAAACCAACAUAAUAUUACAGAAUCAAAUAGAUUGGAACAGGAAUGCAAGAUGGAUCCGGGCCGCACUUUCUCGUAUUUGCCUUGGAGACUGUUGGCUGCGUCCAGGAGUUGGGAAGAUACGGACCCAAGCACAGACAUUGUUUCCAAAGUUGAGCCAAAUCAUACAACAUACAAACGAGAUCCAACUUAUUGUGGAGGCGUUAGAGUCCAAUUUGCCGCGUAUUUUGAAUGCAUUAGCUGAAUACACUACAGAUGAAGAGAUAUCUGAUCUUUUGAAAGCCCUGCUUUCACACGUGGAUCUAUCAGAAGCUUCGGUGAGGCGUGGGAUAGCGACAUGCGUGGCACACCUUUGCUCGCACAGGGAACAGUUGGUUACAAACAUUCUCGGACGGAUGUAUGAACAACUAUGGCCUAUAGCAUCCAGCGACAACACAAUCAUCGGCUGGUUUUGCGUCAUCAAAGCCAUGUUCCAGAUAAACGACAUGCACAAGUUCGCCGACAGCGAAUUGUUCACCGUGCAGGAUUAUUUAGAGCUCUACCGCCUCGGCGUUCACUACCUCGAGCAGACGACGGUAGAGCACAACGUGCAGAACUCGAUCAUGGAGUGCCUCGCUGUGCUGCUUGCCAAGGCGGACGGAGACCAGGUCGGGGCGCUGCUGCAGCGGAGUCCGCGGCAGGUGCUACUCGAUGGCAGACGCGGCGAGAAGACGCACAGCAGGAAUCUCAGCACCGUGAGCGCGGUUUCGGUCCGCACCGCGCCCAGUCCGCUGGCGGAGCCCCGGGAGCCGGAGCUGACGUUCAGCGGAGCCCUGCAGCUCGGCAGCCUGCUGCAGCUGGCCACGCCCAGCCUCAGCGUUGAGGACCUCACAAUACAGACCCCGGAUACGCCAGUGAGCGGUGAGAUGCAGAUGCCGGAUGCUGACCAACUUUCCAAAGACCUGACUGAGAAGCUGAACGAAAUAGAGGAAUCCAACCACUGCGUGGGUGGGAUGGAUAUGUCCCAUGAGAGAGUCUUCAAGAUCAACAUCGGCUCGGCGAAUGACGACGACGUGGUGCUGAAGUACUUGGCUCGACUUCUCAUCUCCAAGUUCUUGCUGACUGGCAACAGAGGGGGCGUGAUACCCGACAGAUCGGUGAGGGUGUCCGUCAAGGCAUCAGCCCUGAGCUGCCUCUCAGAGAUCCUACGCAUUUAUCCUCAAAUCAUGACCAUGUAUUUGGACAAGGACGCAGAUAUGAAGCUGCAACACUACUCGGCGUCAUCGGAGGGAGCCGACUUCGACCACGGCGGCUGCAACAGCGAGUUCGUCCUGGAGCGCAACGUAUGCUACCAGGACUCGAUCACGGAGUCGGGCAGCCAGGAGCUGCAGUCCAGCAGGAGCGGCCCCGCCGCCGGCGAGCAGCGCCGCCAGGAGUUGGCCGCCAGCGGCACCAGCGCCGACACGCGCAUGACCGGCAGCGGCCUCACCGCCGACUCGGCCACCACCACCAACGAGCCCACCACCACCGGCUACCCGAUGUCGAGCAGCGGCGGCGUCUGCUCGAGCCUCGACCUGGACAUGAGGUUCGACCACUUCGGCGACGGCGGUGGGCAGCCGGAGCUGGACGUCAUCAAGGAGUCCGGAGGGGGAGGGCGAAGGUCGAAAAAGGAGCGCGACCACGCCGAGCCAGCUGACGAGCAGAAGGCUCAGGCUCCGGACUUCGAGUUCCAGCACAUCAGCGACGCAUUCACCCUCCUGGAGGGACACAGCGACCCUCAGAUCAGGGGUCUAAUCAGGGUCUGUAUCGGCGCGUACCUCGACGCGGCCCUGGAGCAGUGCUACGGCGACUACGCGAGGUGGCGGUGCUACGCGGCCCUCGUAGCCGACGUAGCGGACGCCCUCGCCGUAGACAGGCUGAUGGGGCUCGUGCUGAAGGGCCUGUCGGACGAGGUGCAUUCCGCUGUGAGCCAGACCCUCCGCUGGCUGAGCCGUGCCACCCCGCACCCUCCUGGUGUCCGCCCUUCCGGCCCUGCCGGCUGUCGCCUCCAACAGCUACUGGCUCUGUCGCCUGGACCUCUGCCGUGUCUACGAGCGGCUGCCGUACGCCAGGCUUUUCAUACUCUGUCCGGAUUACUACGCGAGGUGCAAACAAAUCAUGGACACCCUCAUUCACCUGUUGGCCGACCAAGAUCAGAAGGUCAGGGCGGCGGCGGCUCAAGCGAUUGCGAACAUAAUACC
Messenger RNA from Iphiclides podalirius (scarce swallowtail), 2496 nucleotides. The record is from the annotation of a GenBank genome assembly. NCBI's taxonomy places the organism in Eukaryota, Metazoa, Arthropoda, Insecta, Lepidoptera, Papilionidae.